Molecule: messenger RNA, 397 nt
Organism: Staurois parvus
Lineage: Eukaryota; Metazoa; Chordata; Amphibia; Anura; Ranidae
Source: the annotation of a GenBank genome assembly
AUGCAGACUGCUUCUACAAACAUUUGUGAAAGACUGUGCAAUAAGUCCAUCCGUUAAAUUUCCUUGCUGUUAAAUAUUCCACAGUCAGCUGUUAGUGGUAUUAUAACAAAGUGGAAGCAACUGGGAACAACAGUAACUCAGCCACGAAGUAUUAGGCCACGUAAAAUGACAGAGCAGGGUCAGCGCAUGCUGAAGCGCACAGUGCGCAGAAGUCGCCAACUGUCUGCAGAAUCAGUAGCUAAAGACCUCCAAACUAAGUGUGGCCUUCAGAUUAGUACAACAACAGUGUGUAGAGAGCUUUAUGGAGUUGAUGCAGCUGCAUCCAAGCCUUACAUCACCAAGUGCAAUGCAAAGUGUCGGAUGUAGUGGUGUAAAGCACACCGCCACUGGACUCUAG